Messenger RNA from Clunio marinus, 1705 nucleotides. The record is from the annotation of a GenBank genome assembly. Lineage: Eukaryota; Metazoa; Arthropoda; Insecta; Diptera; Chironomidae.
AUUAUUAAAAUAACAAUCAAUAUUAAUUAAGCAUAAAAAAUUUACGUAACGUUAAAAGUGUUUAUGGAUUCUUAUUUAGCUUCUUAAUUUAUCAAGAAAUUAUUAUUUCACUUCCAGAUCACCAUCACAGUCUAAAUGAUUUGUCUAGAUAGCAAGAUGAAAGUUCAGUGUUAUGCAAUCAUUUUAACGAUGGCAUAUGUUGCAUCUACAACACUUGCUGAUACUUCGUCUUCAAAUGCAUCACCUGAGAAAGCAACAGGAAGUUUGUCAGCUGGUAUUGUUGAUGCACAGCGAGUGGAACGCUCACCGAAAUACGAUUUCGGAUUGGGGAAGAGAAGGUACAUAAUAACGACGGGUGGUCCUGGGAAAAAGCGGUUACCACACUACAAUUUCGGCCUUGGCAAGAGAUCAAAUCCCUACGCCUACAACUUUGGUUUGGGAAAACGUGCCGAUAUUGACGAUCCUUCAAAUUACGAUGACGACACAGAAUUCUACUCUGACUCGAAUAAUUACGAUAAAGCAGGCUUGAACUUGGAGAAUUGGCAGAACGGUGGAUUGAUGGACAAUAAGAAUGAUAUCGACGUUAUUGAUUAUGACUUGGGAUAUCCUAGGGAAUAUAAACGUUCACCGAGACCGUAUAGCUUUGGGCUUGGAAAGCGACGACAGUACGAUUUUGGCUUAGGAAAGAGAAAAUACAGCAAUGACGAAUAUGACACCAAUAAGAGACUUCCAAACCGAUACAACUUUGGCUUAGGCAAACGUUAAAAGAUGCUUCAAGCAGCCAAAUGAUGUAGAUGACUAAAGCUCAUGCUCAAUCGCCAACUCUUUUCUUGAAAGAUCGUCAAAAAAUUUCUACAUAAAAAUGUUUUAGAAGAAAUAUCCCUGAAGAUUUGUUUCUCCCAUAAAAUCUAGAAUGGUUUUGUAUUGUGACUUUGUUCAGUAUUUGAUAACCUGCCGUAGUAUUUCUCACCCACUACUCAUCAUGUUGUUAUGUAAAUAAUCAACAAACAUCAGUAAAUGUUGGAUUCACAGCCAACAAAAGAUGGAAUAAAAAGAAUGGAAAGUUUUGCGUUUUUUGUUCUUUCUCAGUUUCAUGUCUUUUGAAAACUAUAAAGUCGCAUACAAAAUGAAGCUUCCAUCAAAGAAUAUCAUGUAACAAAAGAAAAAUUUAAUAUCUAUUACAAACAAAAGAUUAAAAAACAUAUUUUUGUGCAUAUAUGAUUGUGAAAAAUUGUUGAGAGAUAAAUAUGAGAAAAUCAUAAAAAUUAUAAUCAUUCAUUGAAGGAAAAUGAUUAAAUUUUAAGGAAAUUUUGAGAAUAUUUAACAAAGUUAAGCUUUCGUGUCGUUUUUCCAUCGUCAAAUCAAUUAUAAAGGGUUAAGGUGAUCUACAAAUCUUAAAAUACAACAUAAAACCACAAUCUUUAACAUGCAGGGGGAUCUUGAUGGAAAAACUUCACGAAAGCAAAGAAAACUUAAACAGCCCAAAACAAAAGUCUUGUAAAUUUAACUGAAACGCCAUGUCACAGAGAAAGAAGAUUAAAGAUGCCAAUUAUUCAAAAAAAAGGAGAUACAUUGAAACAAAUGAGAAUAAUUUUAAAACUUUUAAAAUGUCUAAAUAUUUAUCGACUUACCAAAUCAUUAUAUUUGCAUACACAAGAUGAAAAAGCAAGAUUUGUUGUCUAUUUAAUAAAACAAAGAAAGAAGA